AUGACGUGUCAAAUAAGAGGGGGCAAACUCGUGCAUCUCAACGCUGUCAUAGAUUACAAGCAGGACAUCGACGUUUCAAGUCGAGGUGGGUCUGUUAUAUCCGCUCUCACCCUAAAAGCGUUCCUCACUGUUCAAGACCGUGACGGACUGGUCAGUGACCCACUUUGGGUUUCUCACCGCCAGUUUCAAAUCCAGUGCCCAGAGCUACGUAGACGUGCGGUGCUGCUUAGCGCGGAACGGAAGAAGCUGCUCUGUGCGGUUGGGGCAACGGGAAACAUAAAAUGGAACAUCGAUUUUGGUGCAACCACCCCACCAGUUACAAAAUAUUCUGUCGGAAUCGCAAGUGAUCGGCCCUACAAUCGCUGUGUGAUCACGUACAGCAUUUUCCGCUUGCAAGGUCACAAUCAUUCUCGUUUGCAGAUCCGCCGUAGAGAAAGUCCGCUUCCAGAGGGAUGCAACGACGUGCUUCAAACCUGGGUAGCUCCCUGGGUUGCGACUUUCAAUGAGUUAUUUUUCCUCGAGAAGUCGCUGUCAUUUGCGCAUUCCGCCAUAGCUGAAUCUGUGACCUUUGAGGAAGGUGCAUGGAGGAAAGAGGCGCGGUCACACAAAUCUACCAAAACGAUCACCAGACGAACACCCAGCGAACACCCACAGAACCAGCAACAAUCUCCCACAGCGGUCGAUGAACUCAUCAAAUACCUCAUCUACAGUCGAUACUCGUCUUUCGACUACGAUGUUCUAUUCACUCGGUCGUAA
Laccaria bicolor S238N-H82 is the source of this 756-nucleotide messenger RNA. RefSeq lists its product as uncharacterized. The transcript is spliced from 6 exons. NCBI's taxonomy places the organism in Eukaryota, Fungi, Basidiomycota, Agaricomycetes, Agaricales, Hydnangiaceae. Bases 1 to 756 code for a protein of 251 amino acids. The record is from RefSeq and is a predicted model, not a curated record.